Messenger RNA from Emiliania huxleyi CCMP1516, 852 nucleotides. RefSeq lists its product as hypothetical. Gene Ontology annotation, molecular function: NAD+ binding. The record is from RefSeq and is a predicted model, not a curated record. NCBI's taxonomy places the organism in Eukaryota, Haptophyta, Isochrysidales, Noelaerhabdaceae. The transcript has a single exon. The annotation marks the transcript as partial.
CUCGCACCGCGCUCUGCCUUGGUCGAGCCGUCGGAUCUUGAUGCGCUGGCCGCGCUCGUGCAGAGCGCCGAGCGCCUGCUGCUUCUCACCGGCGCCGGCCUGUCCACCACCUCCGGCAUUCCCGACUACCGCUCGCCCAACGGUUCGUACUCCAAGGGCCACGUCCCCAUUCAGCACAGGGAGUUUGUCUCUGAUCAGAGCAAGCGGCGCCGCUACUGGGCGCGGUCCUACGUCGGAUACGGCUACUUUUCGCGGGCUCGGCCAAACGCGGCUCACUUUGCCGUCUCCGCGCUGCAGGAGAGGGGGCUGCUGCGGGGAGGCAUCAUCACACAGAACGUCGACGGCCUGCACAGCGCGGCGGGCGCGAGCGGCGUGUUGGACCUGCACGGCCGCAUCGACGAGGUGGAGUGCCUCAACUGCGGCGCUCUCACGCCGCGGGCCGCGCUGCAGGAGCGGCUCGCCGGGCUCAACGCCGGCUGGCUCGAGCGCGCGGGCGUGGCGGCGGUGGCGCAGGCGGCGAUGCGCGCGGACGGCGACGCCGCCCUGAGCGACGAGGCGUGCGCCAGCUUUGUGGUUCCAGAGUGCGGCGCGUGCGGCGGAGGCCCUCUCAAGCCGACCGUCACCUUCUUCGGCGGCACGGUUCCUCCUGCGAUCGUGGAGGCGAGCAAGGCCGCUGCCGCCGCUGCCGACGCCGUGCUCGUCGCCGGCAGCAGCGUCGCCACCUUCUCCGCCUUCCGGCUCGUCAAGAGGGUCGCCGAGGACAGGAAGCCGGUCGCGGUGCUCAACAUCGGGCCGAGUCGUGCUGAUCCGCUCGCCUCGCUCGCCGUCAGCGCCGACGUCGCGACGGUGCUG